Messenger RNA from Melanotaenia boesemani (Boeseman's rainbowfish), 6103 nucleotides. RefSeq names its product jagged canonical Notch ligand 2b (gene jag2b). The record is from RefSeq and is a predicted model, not a curated record. NCBI's taxonomy places the organism in Eukaryota, Metazoa, Chordata, Actinopteri, Atheriniformes, Melanotaeniidae. Gene Ontology annotation, cellular component: plasma membrane; protein-containing complex. The transcript has 26 exons. Gene Ontology annotation, biological process: Notch signaling pathway; establishment or maintenance of epithelial cell apical/basal polarity; heterophilic cell-cell adhesion. Bases 282 to 4040 code for a protein of 1252 amino acids. Gene Ontology annotation, molecular function: Notch binding; calcium ion binding.
UUCAGGCUGUGGCUACGAAACAUCUCAGUUGCUGUGUGGAGAGAUUUGACGGAGGGACACUCCUGUACAUUGACCAUCAGUGCGCCGCAAUCCGCCCGCCUGCUCACACACACGCGCAUGUAAUGCCUCGGUGAAAUCUAGACAGUGGAGAGGACACGCAUGUGAAUAUUUUGUUUUUGCAUGUCAGGAGAGAAGGAACUAGUCGCCGGGUCCGCGGCUGUUUGUCUUUUCUUAUUGCUUCUUCCCCUCCACCCUUCAUGUCACUCUAAUUAAUCGGAGGCAUGUGGAAUCGCACCAGGAUUAGGAAUUGCCUCUCAGUAGUGUGCCUGCUGUUGGCGUUGUGGACGAAGGUGUCUCAGUCAACCGGUUAUUUCGAGCUGCAGCUGAUCUCCGUGGAGAAUGUAAACGGAGAGCUGGCGACUGGGGAGUGCUGCGACGGCUCCAGGAGCUCCCAGGACCUUCGCUGCACUCGAGACGAGUGCGACACUUACAUCAAAGUCUGCCUGAAGGAGUACCAGAUGGACGUCACCACCACCGGAUCCUGCACGUUUGGUGCUGGAUCUACGAAAGUUCUCGGUGGAAAUACGUUUUCUUUUAAGAACACCAAGAAUAGCGCGAAUAAAAUCGACGAACCUGGCAAGAUUUUGAUCCCCUUCCAGUUUGCGUGGCCGCGUACAUACACCUUGAUUGUGGAGGCCUGGGACUGGGACAACACCACACGUAAUGAUGAGGAGGAGCAGCUGAUUGAGCGCGGUUUUCACACUGGAAUGAUCAACCCUGGUGACCACUGGCAGACCAUCCUGCUUGACGGGCCGGUGGCUCGUAUUGUUUACAGUAUCCGGGUGCGGUGUGACGAGAAUUACUAUGGCAACAAAUGCAAUAAGCUGUGUGUUCCUCGGGAUGACUACUUUGGCCACUACCGCUGUGAGCCUUCAGGGGCCCAGGUGUGUCUGGAUGGCUGGAUGGGCGCAGACUGCAGGACAGCGACCUGCAAACCAGGCUGCAACCUGUUACAUGGCGGCUGCUCCGUCCCAGGCGAAUGCAAGUGUAACUAUGGCUGGACAGGUCAGUUCUGUGAUGACUGUGAGCUUCAUCCUGGAUGUGUCCACGGGACCUGCAACCAACCCUGGCAGUGCAAAUGUGAAAAGAACUGGGGUGGCCUGCUGUGUAAUAAAGAUCUGAAUUACUGUGGUCGCCACCAUCCUUGUGUCAAUGGAGGAACCUGCAUGAACACCGAACCAGACGAGUACCACUGCUCCUGUCCACAGGGCUACUCUGGAAAGAACUGUCAGAUAGCUGAGCAUGCCUGUGCAUCCAAUCCCUGCAACAACGGUGGUACAUGCAACGAGGUUCCUACAGGAUAUGAAUGUCAGUGUCCCCUGGGCUGGGAGGGUCCAACCUGUGCCAGAAAUUUAAAUGAGUGUGCCUCCAGUCCAUGUGCUCAGGGUGGAACUUGUAUUGACCUAGAGGAUGGCUUCGAGUGUGUGUGCCCUCCACAGUGGGAAGGAAAAACCUGCCAGAUUGAUGCAAAUGAGUGUGCAGGACAGCCCUGCGUGAACGCUUACUCUUGCAAAAAUUUGAUUGGUGGAUAUCACUGCGACUGUUUUCCGGGAUGGUCUGGACAAAACUGUGACAUCAAUGUCAGUGGCUGCUAUGGCCAAUGCAAGAAUGGGGCAACUUGCAAGAAGGGGCCAAGGGGUUACUACUGCCAGUGUCCUCCUGGUUUUGUGGGCACUCACUGUGAAAUCCAGAGGGAUAAAUGUGACAGCAGAACAUGUCAAAAUGGCGGACGUUGCCAUACAGUGUUGGACACCUUUGUGUGCGAAUGUCCACCAGAGUUUGCUGGCCAACUGUGCGAGAUACCUAGCUGGUCUCCCUCAGACACCUGUGAUCCAGACCCUUGUGAGAACGGGGCCACAUGCCACACCAUGGACCAGGACUUCUACUGUGCUUGUCCCGAAGGCUUCGAGGGAAAGACGUGCGAAAGGCCCAAAGAGAGUUGCCAAGCCCCUUGUCCAGUGAUUGACAUCUGCACCAUUCCUAUAGCAAUCAAUCACUCUGGAGUUCAGCACAUAUCAUCUAAUGUCUGUGGUCCGCGGGGUCAGUGCGUCAGUCAGCCAGCAGGCAACUUCACGUGCAUCUGCGAUCUGGGUUUCAGUGGCAUGUACUGUCAUGAAAAUGUUAAUGACUGCAUCAGCAACCCCUGCAGAAACGGAGGGACCUGCAUCGACGGGGUGAACUCCUUUCAGUGCCUCUGUCUGGACGGCUGGGAGGGUCAACUCUGCGACCUCAACGUCAACGAGUGCAGACACAACCCGUGUAAGAAUGGCGGACACUGUGUUGACCUGGUGAACGACUUCUACUGCGAGUGUGCUGACAAUUGGAAGGGCAAGACCUGCCACUCCCGCGAGAGGCAGUGUGAUGAAACCACCUGUAGUAAUGGGGGCACCUGCUAUGACCACGGGGAUGUCUUCCGCUGUGCCUGUCCACCUGGAUGGGGAGGAAACACAUGCAACACAGCCAAGAACAGCUCAUGUGCCUCUAGUCCUUGUUCCAAUGGUGGAACGUGUGUAGGAGGAGGAGACACCUUCUCCUGCAUCUGCAAAGAUGGCUGGGAGGGCCCCACCUGUGGACAAAACACAGACGACUGCAACCCUCAUCCAUGUUACAACGGCGGGAUUUGCGUGGACGGUAUCAAUUGGUUUCGGUGCGAGUGUGCCCCUGGUUUUGCAGGCCCAGACUGCAGAAUUAACAUCAAUGAGUGCCAGUCUUCUCCCUGUGCCUAUGGUGCCACCUGCAUUGAUGAGAUCAAUGGUUUCCGAUGCAUCUGUCCUCUUGGUAGAACAGGAACCCGAUGCAACGAGUUCAUAGGUAUUGGAAAGACAUGUCACUAUGCUGGGCUGCAGUUUCCGCAUGGCAGCCACUGGGAGGAGGAGUGCAACAGCUGCAACUGCAUCAAUGGCAAAGUGCAAUGUACCAAGGUGCUGUGUGGUCGUCAUCCAUGCCGACUCCAGCCGUCAGAGCAGGACCAGAGACAGCAGUUCUGCCCGGCUGGACGGGAGUGUCUGGAGCACAGCUACUACACCUGCUUCUCCCCCCCUUGCAAUCACUGGGGGGUUUGUGCUAUGGCUGGACCUUCACCUCCACAAGAAAGCACCAAGUGCCAGCCAAACAGCGGCCAUUUAGACAACAGCUGCGGCCGCAUAACACUUGUCUUCAACAGAGACAAAGUACCUCCUGGAACAACAGUGGAAAAUAUUUGCUUCGAGCUGAGGUAUCUACCUGACACCAGAAGAUUGGCAAAAGAUCACACCCUUCUUCUGCUUUGUGACCUUUCCCAUUCGAAUCCAGAUGCUGUAGAAGUGGCUAUAUCUUUUCACCCAGAGGACCUACCAGACCACAGUCUAGUCCAGGAGACUGCUAGUGCCAUUGUGGGCACUUUAUCCAAGCGGCACAACAGCACCAUAAUGCUUGCAGUCAUUGAAGUCAAAGUGGAAACACAGGUCAUGCCCCCUUCAGUGGACUACCUGAUUCCUCUUCUGUGUGCCCUCUUCUGUUUGCUUUGCCUGUUCUGCAUCAUUGUAUGCAUAUGGUGGACGCGCAAACGAAGAAAAGAGCGUGAGAGGACCUCACAAUCGGCUGCUGACGACAACGUGAACAACCAGUGGGAGCCACUACGUCUCGUCGUGGGGCAGCAGCAACAGCUGAAAGAAAGCAAUAGGGAGGCUGAGCAGGAACGCAAAAAACUCAUGGGCCCCUCCUGUCGGACGUGUGAUGAGGGGGAGGAGGACGAGGAGACGGAAGGCGAGCUUGAGCUUGAGGAGGAGUGUGGUGGAGCAGAGGCGGGCAAGCAGCUUGUUUAUAAGUACUCUAAGACUGCAGUGCAGUCCAGUGGGGGAGUAAUUUGUACGCUGCACAGCUCCAGUUCACCACUCAAAGCGCCCCAUCGGACCCAAAGCUACAGCCCCAAAGACAACCGCUGGAAAAAUGUUGGUGCAGUCUUGACUGGUCAGAAAGAGCUCAGAGACCAUUGUGUAUAAGAAAAAUAAACAAAGGACAAUGUGGAAGCAAAAGAGGCUGCAAGGCAGCAACUAUUCUAAGUUUCAGACAUCUUUUGGAAAGAAAAAAAAAGGCUUUGUUAUUUAAUAAGCCAUUCUUUUUGUUUUCAAGUUUUUGUCACUCAAUUUUGGAUUCAGGAGACUAGAGCACAGUGAACAGAUUUUUUUUUGCCUCUGUUUUCUUUUUUCUUUGCAUGUAGUACAAAGCUGAAAUGUCUUUUUUUUUGUUGUUUAUUUUGGAAGGCAAAAGAGGCUUUCUGCAAUUUUUUGGUUAUGGAAUUGUACCAUUUAAGAGUUAAUAAUUGUAAUGGAGUUUAAAAAAAGUGUAUAAAGAUUUUUGUUUACAAAUGAUUAUGAUUUAGUCGAACUUGUAAGUGGGCUCCUGUUCAGUGUCUGUGGGGGCAGAUACACAUUAAAGGGACUGUAAAGGAAGGGUUUAGAGGGAAACAGACUUCUGCAUCCAACCCUCCCUUUGUCGCCUUCCAGCUACGCUCACCAAUCCACCUGUGGCCGUCAUGCGCCAGCCUUACCAAAACACUUGGCCUGGAGGGGGAGAGGGGACAGAAACCCCAGUGCCUACUAUGUGGCCUUGCAUAUCUUUUUUUUUUUUCUUCUCUUGUCCCUCAGUUGUCUUGGCUGAAAGCUCUGUUUUGGGAUUUUUUGCAGUAUUUGCGUCGGUAGCAAGUGCCUUUCUAAGAGCUGUGUUGUGGCUCCAAGUCAUGCUGCCCAGUUUGACCUCCUGUUUUUUCUGAUCUCAAAGGGAUACGUGUACAUUUAAAGUUCAAUUUCACAGCAACGCCAUUAAAAGGUAUUUGAUCAAAACAAAAAUGACUACUCUGUACAUACAUGUAAAUACAUAGGAGUCGCUGUGUAUAUUUGAAAUAAGUAACUUAAAGACAAGUCACACAUUUUUAUUAUUAUUAUUUUAUUAUUAUUAUUAUUAUUUUUUUCUUUUUUACAAUGCCAUUCCUUUUAUUUAUAUCAGUCAACCCGGCAGGUUUUAUAACAAAAUCAAGAGUCUCACAGUUUGGUACCACCUAUAAAGGUCUUUCUGAAGGGUUUAUAAAUUGUUUGUCAAGGGAAUUCAAUUCUUUUUGGGGUAUACAAAGUAAAUCAAUGGUGCUUUUCAGCAUAUAAAUGAUAUUAUACAACAGAAUAACUUAAAAGACAUCACAACUUCCGCUUAUAAUUUUAAGGGUAAUUAGGCUGGAAAUGGUCCAACUCAUUUUUUUAUUGUUUUUAUUUAUUUUUAUUAUUUUUUGCUUCCACCGCCUCCCCACACACUUAACUUUGUUAAACAGUAGUAUUUUAAAGCUGCCAACAUCAUACCCUUAAGGUUUUCAAACCAUUUCUAAACCCAUCACAAACCCUUUUAUUUCAGGUGCCUUAAUGUAAUUAUUUAUGAAUAUUGUGUUAUCAAUGGUCAUAUACUUUUGUUGUUUUGUUUUCGCUAUUAAGAUAAAUAAUUUUUUUUCAGACAUUGUGUGGUGUAAUUGUGGCAUGUUUUAUUCACAUGAGUAAAGCACUCUUGUCUCAUUUUGCUAUCAUGGAGAUUUCUGGAAUAAAAACACCAAUCAAUGGGGUUGAGGGGGAAAAAAAAUUUGCAAACAAGCAAUCCACCAUAGCAGUUUUGAAUGUUAUGAAUGUGGAUGUUAGGUCAAAUGUGGAUGUCAUGCAUUAGCUUCCUGUUUGGUUCAAAGGCUUUAAUGAAGGGAACAAUGUUUGCAGAUGCAGUUUUUCUUUUGCAAUUUUGCAGACGUGUUUUAAGUUACCAUCUCAGUUUCACAUUACAGAGUUUUACCCCUUUUUCAUAUCUUUUCAUUGUCUCAGAGUCAAAACACCACUGUAUUUCUGUAAAUGGGACACAGCAAAAUAAAAAAUUAAAGAUGCAUCACUGUUGGUGUUAAAAGCUAAAUAUGUAUACUGUAUACCUUUUUAUUGAACAAGGGACAGAACAAAGUCAAGACAUUACCAUUCUCUGAGUGGAUGUUUCACUGUUCUAAAUAAUCAUUCCACUUAUUUAUUAAAGCAGUUUUGACACCUCA